Chlorella variabilis is the source of this 510-nucleotide messenger RNA. RefSeq lists its product as hypothetical. The coding region runs from base 1 to 510 and encodes 169 amino acids. NCBI's taxonomy places the organism in Eukaryota, Viridiplantae, Chlorophyta, Trebouxiophyceae, Chlorellales, Chlorellaceae. The transcript is spliced from 4 exons. The record is from RefSeq and is a predicted model, not a curated record.
AUGGAUGGAGGAGGCCUCAACGCCUGUCAACUCCAGGAGCUGCCCCGCCACUUUGAGCGCUUCUACGCCUAUCUACCUUCCUCACUGUUCGACAUAGGCCAGCACUGCGGGCGGUGCGUGCGCGUGAAGGGGCUGGACGUGGGCUCCUCCCAGAGCUCCUUCACCCUGCUGGUGGUGGACCAGUGCAUCACCUGCGACGACGGCAGCCUGGACGUGUCGGCGGAGGCGUUGGAGGCCCUCUCCGGUUCCCCGCUGGGCAGCACCGAGAUCUCGUGGCAAUUCGUUUCCUGUGACGAGGAGGCAGACCUGUCUCCCGUUGAGACGACGCAGCAGGAGAAGAAGAACAAGAACAAGAAGGGCUGGAGGAAGAAGGUAUCGGCGGCAGAUGGCGCCGGCAGCGAGGAGGAGGCUGCCGAGGAGGAGCCCGCCGUUGAUGCCGCGGUGGCGGCGCAGGCUGAGACGGCUGCCGACGAGCCCGCCAGCCGCAAGCUGCUUAGGCUUCGGCGGUAG